ACUACACAGGCUUCACGGGACACUCAACAAACGGUGUAGAAAACUCUGAAGUGUAAGAACAUAGGACUGCAAAAUGACUCGAGUGUUUUGAGCGAGGGGACGGAGAGAAGAACUUUUCUUUAUCUUAACGACGCGGAUGGAAAUCAUUUGGGAAUACAGCUUCCUCUCCUCCUCAACCUUGGUACCCUGAACUCAGACUACAAAGGGACGUGAGGUUUGGGCACUGAGUGAAAAUGGAUACAUUCUUUUUAGAGGGGGCCCGUGUCUGGCUGAGACACAAAGAACAGCUCCUCCCCUCCACCGUCAGCUCUUGCGAUGAUUUGUCCUUGGUCCUCACAACCGACUAUGGGAAGGUGUUCUACCUACAGAAAGCGGAGCUGAACAGGGAGACGAUGUACCCAAUGCACCCCAGCACCAUCCAUGGAGUGGAGGACAUGUCCACACUGGCAGAGCUGCAUGAAGCUGCCAUCAUGCACAAUCUCUUACUGCGCUACCAGAAAGACAACAUCUAUACCAACAUAGGCUCGAUCCUGGCAGCAGUAAAUCCCUAUAAGCAGAUCGUGGGCCUGUAUGAUGGCACUGCAGUCGAUAUGUACAGCAAACACCAGAUGGGGGAGCUGCCUCCUCAUAUCUUUGCCGUGGCCAAUGAGUGUUACCGCUGCCUGUGGAAGAGACACGACAGCCAGUGUGUUCUCAUCAGUGGGGAGAGUGGUGCCGGGAAGACGGAGAGCACCAAGCUGCUGCUGAAGUUCCUCUCAGUGAUGAGUCAAAACUCAGCCGGCACUCCUCUGUCAGAGAGGACCACCAGGGUGGAGCAGGCUCUCGUCCAGAGCAGUCCCAUCAUGGAAGCUUUCGGGAAUGCUAAGACCGUGUACAACAAUAACUCCAGUCGCUUUGGGAAGUUCAUCCAGCUUCACUUUUCCCAGAAUGGAAACCUUCAGGGAGGCUGCAUCAUUGACUAUUUGCUGGAAAAGAACCGUGUGGUUCGACAGAAUCCUGGAGAGAGAAACUACCACAUCUUCUACGCUCUGUUAGCGGGGGCGGACACAGACCACAGAGACAUGUACCUCCUGUCCGAGGGUCCUGAGUCGUAUCACUACCUGAGCCAGUCCGGCUGCGUGCAGGACAGCAGUCUGGAUGACAAGCAGCUCUUUGACAGUGUGAUGGAGGCCUUGAAAGUGAUGGAGUUCACGGAGGAGGAGAUCAGAGAGGUAUUCAAGUUGCUCUCUGCUGUCCUCCAGAUGGGCAACAUUGAAUUCAUGACUGCUGGCGGAGCUCAGAUCACUUCCAAAGGGGUUGUCAGUAAUGUCAGCGAGCUGCUCGGCCUGGACUGCUUCCAGCUGUCAGAGGUGUUGACCCAACGCUCCAUGAUCCUCAGAGGAGAGGAGAUCUGCUCACCACUCACUGUGGAGCAGGCGGUGGACUCGCGGGACUCGGUUGCCAUGGCACUUUAUUCUCAGUGUUUCUCCUGGAUCAUAAUGAGGAUCAACCAGAAGAUAAAAGGCAAAGACAACUUCAAGUCCAUCGGCAUCCUGGAUAUCUUCGGCUUUGAGAACUUUGAGGUGAACCGGUUUGAACAGUUCAACAUCAACUACGCCAACGAGAAGCUGCAGGAGUAUUUCAACAAGCACAUCUUCUCGCUGGAACAGUUGGAGUACAACAGGGAGGGGAUCCAGUGGGAGGCCAUAGACUGGAUGGAUAACGCAGAGUGUCUGGAUCUCAUAGAAAAGAAACUGGGCAUGUUGGCGCUUAUCAAUGAGGAGAGUCGCUUCCCCAAAGGCACAGACUACACCCUCCUGGAGAAACUGCACAGCCGACACGCAACAAACCCAUACUAUGUGAAGCCCAGAGUGACCGACCACCAGUUUGGCAUCAAGCACUACGCUGGAGAGGUGCUUUAUGAUGUGCGUGGGAUCCUGGAGAAGAACAGAGACACCUUCAGAGAUGACAUCUUGUUUAUUCUCAAAGACAGCAGGCUUGACUUCAUCUACGACCUCUUUGAGCGUGUCGGUAGCAGAAAUGGAGAUGAGACUAUGAAGAUGGGCACGGCCCGACGCAAGCCCACCGUCAGCUCUCAGUUCAGGGAUUCUCUCCAUUCCCUGAUGGCCACACUAAGUGCCUCCAACCCCUUUUUUGUACGCUGCAUCAAACCAAACAUGGACAAGAAGGCCAACCAGUUUGAUCCUGAUGUGGUCCUGAACCAGCUGAGAUACUCUGGAAUGCUGGAAACUGUGAAGAUUCGCAGGGCUGGAUUCCCCGUCCGUAGAUUUUUUAAGGACUUCUACAGCAGGUACAAGAUGAUCCUGAAGAACAAAAUCCACUCAGACGAUGAGAAACACAGCUGCUCAGAGCUUCUCACACUUUAUGACAAAACCAAGACAGAGUGGCAACUGGGGAAGACAAAGGUGUUCUUGAAGGAGGCCCUGGAACAAAGGCUGGAGAAGGAGAGGGAAGAGGUGCGGCGCAGGGCUGGCAUGGUGAUCCGCGCCCACAUCCUCAGCUAUGUGGCAAGGAAACAAUACAAGAAGGUUCAGUCCAGCGUCGUCACCAUCCAGAAGAACUACCGUGCUCACUUUUGGAGACGUGUCUUUCUGCGCCUGCGCUUCGCCACCAUCAUCCUGCAGAAACAUCACAGAGGACAGCUGGCCCGAUCCCUCCUUCGCCAGCUCAAGGACGAGAAACAGAAGCGAGAGGAGGAGGAGGAGAGGAAGAGGAGAGAAGAGGAAGAGGAGAGGAGGAGAGUAGAAGAGGAGAGGAGGAGGAUGGAAGAGAGGAGACAACAGGAGGAGGAGAAGAGGAGAAAGAUGGAGGAGGAGGAGAGGCGGAGGCUGGUGGACGAGGAGAUGAAGAGGAGGGAGGAAGAGCUGAGACUAAUGAAGGAGAAAGAGGAAGAGCAGAAAAUGGCAGCUAAAGCAGAUGAGAAAAGGAACUCGCUGGUAAAUGGUGUGUGUCAGAAGGUCUCUUGCCCUUUCUUAUCCUGUCUACACAAGGAGCUGCCCCAGACUCAGACUCAAAGUCACACCUCUGAGGAGGAGAGCCGUCAGAUGGAGGAGAUCCUGCGGCUGGAGAGGGAGAUCGAGCGUCUGCAGAAGCAGCAGGAAGACGGCGUGUCCCUUCUCGGAGACGUCUCCCAUGAGGAGCUACGGCAGAUGAGAGACGCAGAGAUCUACAGACUGGAGAAGGAAGCUUCUCGUGUGGCUACUGAGUUUCUGGAGCUCCUGGACUUUGGUGGUUUAGAGCCGUCCCUCUCAAGUGAGGAGAACCUCCACGACCCGACUGAAUCUACAGCCCCUCUGGCCGAGGAGGAGGUGGACGAGGGUUUCCACGCUGAGGAAGAGUGUGUUCCUUUGCCUGACUUCCCUCCUCCGGCUGCGGUUCCACUGGACAAGGAAGUGUUUCGAAGUAUUCCCCCUCCUCCACCUGCCUUUGCAGAAGGAUUAGUUGCCACCCCCUCCUCUGCUUCCUCUCCUGCAACGGCAGACCUCCUUACCCCGAACGGACUGAGCCAUUCCCCUUCUCUCACCGACUCCCGAAGCUCCAGACCUCCUCCUCCUGUAGUCACUAAUGGAGAAAUGCAGCCUUGCCAGAGAGCCAGCAGGGGGUCAAACUUUGAACCUGUGAGCGAAGAGCCGUCCCACUCAAACCUGCCAGACACAGAGUCAGACUACGACCAGGAGGAGUUUGAGGAGGUUCAUGGGAGCUCAGGUGCUAGCACCACUGACGGCCAUAUAACAGACGAGGAUGUGUUGCGGAAAUCCUCCUGCACUCAAAACAGCCUGGACUCCUUCAGAGGCAGCUCGGACUCGUUCAUUGACAGCGAUGAGGAAAACGAUGGUUAUGUGGACACAGAUGAGGAAAUCUCCAAUGGGAGAGGGAAUCUGCUGAAUGGCAGUGGGCCUCCAUACUUCCACGGCUACCUCUACAUGAAGAGUGGUUUGAUGAUCCCGUGGCGUCGACGCUGGUGUGUCCUGAAAGACGAGACCUUCAUGUGGUUUCGGGCCAAGCAGGACUCCCUCAAAUCCGGUUGGCUUUACAAGAAAGGAGGAGGAAUGUCCACCCUGUCUCGGCGCAACUGGAAGAUGCGCUGGUUCGUUCUGCGGGAGUCUAAGCUCAUGUACUUUGAGAGCGACAGCGAAGAGAAGCUGAAAGGCACCAUCGAUGUCCGCACGGCCAAGGACAUAGUGGACAAUCAUGAGAAGGAAAACGCACUGAAUAUUGUGACUGAGGAGAGGACCUACCACAUCUAUGCAGAGUCUCCAGAAGAUGCCAGUGGUUGGUUCAAUGUGCUGAGUCGGGUCCACAGCGCCAGCCCGGAGCAGCUCAUGGAGAUGCACCAUGAACAGGCCAACCCGAAGAAUGCAGUGGGAACACUAGAUGUGGGCUUGAUUGAUUCUGUUUGUGCAUCAGACAACCCCGACAGACCAAACUCGUUUGUGAUCAUUACGGCUAACCGGGUGAUCCACUGCAACACAGACACACCGGAGGAGAUGCACCACUGGAUCGGCCUGCUGCAGAAAUCCAAGGGAGAUUUCAGGGUUGACGGACAGGAGUUCUUAGUCAGAGGAUGGCUGCAUAAAGAAAUGAAGUCGGGAGCAAAAAGCACUUCUUUGAAGCUGAAGAAGCGCUGGUUUGUUCUCACCACUAACUCUCUGGACUAUUACAAGUCAUCGGAGCGCACCGCUUCCAAACUGGGAACUCUGGUCCUCAACAGUCUCUGCUCUGUGGUGCAGCCGGAUGAGAAGAUCUUCAAGGACACUGGUUACUGGAAUAUAAUCAUCCAUGGACGUAAACACUCGUACCGUCUUUACACAAAGAUGCUGAAUGAAGCCAUGCGGUGGGCGAACGCCAUACAGGGAGCGAUAGACGGCAAAGUUCCCAUUGAAACGCCAACACAACAACUCAUCAGGGACAUCAAGGAGAGCAGUUUGAACGUGGAGGCUGUGGAGCAGACAUACUGGAGGAACCCCAUCCUGAGAUAUACCCAGCAUCCUUUGCACUCCCCUCUUCUUCCUCUGCCCUAUGGAGAUGUCAGCGUCCACUUGCGAAAGGAAAAGGGUUACACCAGCCUGCAGGAUGAGGCAGUGAAGAUUUUCAACUCACUGCAGGAGAUGGAGGCCGUGUCAGACCCGGUCCCCAUCAUCCAGGGAAUCCUACAGACCUGUCAAGACUUGAGGCCUUUAAGAGAUGAGGUUUACUGCCAGCUGAUCAAACAAACCAAUCACGUCCAGCACCCAAACAGCCCUGCCAAUCGUGCCCACUGGCAUCUCCUCACCUGUAUGUGCUGCACCUUCCUGCCCAGCCGAAGCAUCCUACGCUACCUCAAGUUUCACCUCAAAAGGAUUAAGGAACUGUUCCCCGGUACAGAGAUCGAAAUGUUCGCCCAUUUCAUCUGUGAAUCUCUGAAGAAGACCAAGAACAGAGAGUUUGUUCCCUCUCAAGAGGAAAUCAUAGCACUGCUUACCAGACAGGAAAUGACCACCACAGUGUACUGCCACGGAGGAGGCUCCUGCAAGAUCUCCAUUAACUCACACACCACCGCUGGAGAGGUGGUGGAGAAGCUGAUCCGAGGUCUGGCUAUGGAGGACAGCAGGAACAUGUUUGCACUCUUUGAACACAACAACACUAUCGAAAGAGCUGUGGAAAGCAGGGUUCUUGUGGCUGAUGUUUUGGCUAAAUUUGAAAGACUGGCUGGCAGUGAGGAAGCUGAGGAUGAAGGCCAAUGGAAACUCUAUUUUAAACUCUACUGCUUCCUGGAUGUGGAGAGCAUGCCCAAAGAAGGAGUGGAGUUUGCAUUCAUGUUUGAGCAGGCCCAUGAGAGUUUGACCUGCGGCCACUUCCCCUCCCGUGAGGAGACCCUGCAGCACCUGGCCGCUCUACGCCUGCAGUUUCUGUUUGGUGACAAAGCGAGGGUCACCUGGAGCCUGGAAAACGUCUACCCCGUGGGCCGACUACGCAAUCGCAUACUCCAAUUCACAAAGGUUGGUGGCGCCUCGGGGUCCGGCCAAACUCUGGAGCGUCGGAGGACUAGCUUCCUGGAUGGAACCCUGCGACGGGGGUUGAAGACGGGCUCAAUGAAGAAGCAGCGCAUGGAGGAGGAGCAGAUGUUGGAGAUGUGGAUAAAGGAGGAGAUGUCUGCCACCAGGGCGAGCAUCGUGGAGAAAUGGUCCCGCCUCACUGGUCAGGACCAGCACCAGGCCAUGCUCAAAUACAUGACCAUCAUCAAGGAGUGGCCUGCAUAUGGAUCCACACUGUUUGACGUCGAGUGCAAAGAAGGAGGUUUCCCUCAUGAUCUCUGGUUAAGUGUGAGUGCUGAAAAUGUUUCUGUCUACAAGAGAGGAGAGCCCAAGCCUCUGGAGACCUUCCCAUAUGAGCACAUCAUUUUCUUUGGCGCUCCGCAGCCCUGCACCUACAAGAUCACUGUGGAUGAGCGAGAAAUGCUGUUUGAAACCCCGCAGGUGGGAGAGAUCACGAAGAUCAUGAAAGCCUACAUAAACAUGAUCGUGAAGAAGCGCUGCAGUGUGAAGUCUGUGUCCAGUUAUGGAACCAACUGGAUCAGGUGAUUGACUUGGCAGGAUUCAAAACGUACUCAGCUACAGUACACCCGGAUAACAAGCAAGCGUGAAGAGAAGAUGUAGAGACGGCAAGAGGAACAAGUUACCUCAAUAGAGAUUGUGUUUCAGAGAUUUUGGCUACGUAGCAACGCAGACAAGCUCCAUCCAGAAAUUCCUUUCUAUAGAGAAACACAAAAAAAACCUGGUUCCACUGCUUGUGGCAAAAGUGGGAACAUUUAAGCUUCUGCACCAUUUUAAGCUUUACAGUCGUCCCGAGUGUUGCCUCCCUCCAUGCAGUCUCCAAACAUGAUACUCGCUCUCGUUGGUUUUUUCUCACAUCUUACUUGAAAUGCAUUUCAGGUAUCUUUUUUUCGUGGAAAGAAAAAAGAAAGAAAGAAAAAUCCAAGAAGACACUAACCCUAACCCUGAGUCUCACAUUUCAAAACAGAUAUUUAUUUAACCUCUGAAUUAGGACUUUUUAAUAUCCAAAAGUGUACGUUUCUUUAAACAUACAUCCAAACUAGAUCAAAGAAUGUGUUGCCGUGGCAAACUGAUGGAGUUGUCACCUUGAUUCAAGUGUUUUUUCUACAUAUUGUGCCCCAUUGUAAUGAAUGUUCUCCUGAAUGGAGAUUCCCUCAGGUUAAUGUGUAAUAUACCUGUCCCUGGGAGAUUAUCUCCCUAAUCUUGCCUUAUUUAAAUUUGUAUUAUUAUUAUGGAUUAAAAGAUUCAGAUGCAGCCUUUCAGGAAUGGAAUAUAAAUGUUGAUGAGUAUGUUGGACAGUGGUAGUUAUGGCUUCCACGGGUGCAUGUGCUACAAAAGCACAUCCCUAUCUUAAAAAAGACAGAAAGUUCAACAUGAAUAACCACUGCAUCAGUGGAGAUGCAACGUCUAUAACCACUGCAGUCGAGUAUUUUGUCAAAAGGCACGAUUACUAAAAUCGAUAGAACUAUUUAGUGCUUCUCUCCUAGAACAAGUACUUUGUGUGGAGCUGUUUAUUGUGCUGACUUGAGGGUAUGUAGCUGAAACUGAUGUUUAAGGAUGUGUUUUUAGAAACAAGCAGGAUACUGCUUGUUCAGUACGUCUGUGUCUAAAGAUUGUUUUACUGUGUUUUUUCAGUGAUGUCAAGGGCCAUGUGAGGGGUGUUGUAUAUAUUUAUGGAAGUGUCACAGGACUGGGGGACUAAGCAGACUGAGCGAGGUGAUCGGCGUGCAGGAAGUGUAAUGGUUGUCCUAGUACUUUUGUUUUUCAUUUUAAUUCUGCAUUCAGGGACACAGAAAUCUAGAAUCAGACAAGUUGUUCAUAACUUACUGUUAAUUUUCUUCAUUUUGUGCCCUGUUUCUGAGCUUUUGUCAACAUAAAAUAUCCUAAGUGUGUUGCCCUCGCCACCCAACAUGCUCAAUUCCUUUUAUUAAUCGUAUAGGAUAUUUUCUCUCUUCUAAUGUAAAUAAACACAAAGGAUGCCUAUGCCAGUCGACUUAUAGUAUAGUUCAUGAUAAGAGUAUGAUCCAAACAUAAUGAGCUUAGUAUUUACCUCACAUUGCAUUACUGUCUUCCAUCGCUCUCCAAUUGUCCUCACUUAGGCGAUCUGGUCAGCUGCCGGCGGCCACACCAGAGACUGAUAUUGCCAAUGACGAUGACUGUAUUUCUGAUUGUUUUGAAGAAGAAUCAGAAAAUGUUUUAUAUCAGAAUUUAAAGAUGCUUUAAUAAAUUAUUGUAUUUGAAAAAGCC
Messenger RNA from Cottoperca gobio, 8279 nucleotides. It is a transcript of the gene myo10l3, whose product is annotated as myosin X, like 3. Bases 234 to 6560 code for a protein of 2108 amino acids. Gene Ontology annotation, molecular function: cytoskeletal motor activity; ATP binding; protein binding. Gene Ontology annotation, biological process: axon extension; signal transduction. The record is from RefSeq and is a predicted model, not a curated record. Gene Ontology annotation, cellular component: cytoskeleton; axonal growth cone; myosin complex. The transcript has 41 exons. Lineage: Eukaryota; Metazoa; Chordata; Actinopteri; Perciformes; Bovichtidae.